AUGAACACCCGCUUCCUCGCCCGCGCCGCGACACCCGCCCGCGCCCUCCGCGCCGUCGGAGCGCCCUCAUCUUUCCGCGUGAUUGCCGUGCCCCCACCACACGCGGUUCCGUCCCACUCGGCCCAGUCGUCCCUGGCCGCAUCGUCAUCGCGCGCUUUCGCCACGUCCGCGCCGGCACUCAAGAAGGCGGCCAAGACCAAGAAGGGCGGGAAGAAGGGCAAGGAUGUGGUGGAGGAGGAGGACGACGACGAGCUUGUCAAGAAUAAGGGCAAGGGAAAGAAGGGCAAGAAGGGCAAGAAGGAGGACGAGGGCGAGGAGGAUAAGGGGUUGACACCGGAGGAGAUCGACGCUGUGGAGGUCAAGACGAAGGCUAAGAUGGACAAGGCGGUGGAUUGGGCGCGGGGGGUGGUGUACGAGGGCGUGCAGCGGGGACUGGGACAUGUGUCACCUGCCAUCCUUGACAACAUCAAAGUUACGACUGACUCUGGCACCGUGUCGCUCAAGUCUGUUGCCUCCGUGACGGCCAAACAGAACACGUUAUUUGUCGACGUGUGGGACGCCGACACCGCCAAGGCCGUCUCGAGCGCCAUCCACAGUGCCAACCUCCCCGGCAUGAGCCCUCAACAGGAUGGCAACAGCAUUCGCAUCCCCGUAUCCCGGCCAACGAGCGAGGUGCGCCAGUCGAUCCUGAAGAAUCUGCACGAGACCAUCGAGGCCGCCAAGAACCAGGUGCGCGUCGCGCGGUCAGAUAGCCUCAAGGCUCUCGGCGGACGAGGCGAGGAUGGCACAGACGCUGUGCAGAAGCUCGCGGACGCCGCAACGGCCGAGCUCGAGAAGAGCAUGCAGUUGGCCAAGAAGGAGCUCGAGAAGUAG
This is a messenger RNA of Cutaneotrichosporon cavernicola, 873 nucleotides long. RefSeq lists its product as uncharacterized. Gene Ontology annotation, biological process: translation. The record is from RefSeq and is a predicted model, not a curated record. Gene Ontology annotation, cellular component: mitochondrion. NCBI's taxonomy places the organism in Eukaryota, Fungi, Basidiomycota, Tremellomycetes, Trichosporonales, Trichosporonaceae. Gene Ontology annotation, molecular function: ribosomal large subunit binding. The transcript is spliced from 2 exons. The coding region runs from base 1 to 873 and encodes 290 amino acids.